Molecule: messenger RNA, 3051 nt
Organism: Siniperca chuatsi (mandarin fish)
Lineage: Eukaryota; Metazoa; Chordata; Actinopteri; Centrarchiformes; Sinipercidae
Gene: yipf2
Product: Yip1 domain family, member 2
Exons: 9
Coding region: 300-1208 (302 amino acids)
Biological process (GO): vesicle-mediated transport
Cellular component (GO): membrane; Golgi apparatus
Molecular function (GO): small GTPase binding
Source: RefSeq, a predicted model, not a curated record
UUUACGUGGUGACGUGUACCGGAAGACAUGCCAACUAGACAGCAGUUGCGCUAGCUAUGAAAGACAGGCGUUAGCAGUUUAAUAUUAUUUUCGGUCAGUUUAUUAAACCUAUAUGGCAGUGUUGUCAUAUAUUUAUGUUAGCUACCUUCACAUCUUCAAACUAAUGAUAAACAAGAGUGCUAGUGUGCAUUUAGCCUAGCUACCUGUCACAGCUUUGUGGCCACUGUCACGCCAUCAUCAUCAGGGACAUCCUGCUACGGACAGGUCUUGCAUGAGGUUGCUGUUUGUUCACUGAGGCAAUGGCCAGUCCAAAUGAUCUACAAUUCCAAGAGUUUGAGGAAGCAGCAGAGCUGCUGUCUGCAGACCCUGGGGCCUCCACACUCAGUAUGUCCGCCUCUGACACCACCACUACAGCAGCAGCAGCAGCAGGAGGAGAGGAUGUGAAACUAGACCUUUCAGAGGACGAGCAGGGUCAGGAGGAGAGUUCAGAGCUUUUAGGAGGACAGAAAGCAACUGGUGGCUUCUGGACCUUUGAGUACUAUCAGUCUUUCUUCAAUGUGGACACAAUGCAGGUACUGGACAGAGUUAAGGGGUCAAUGAUGCCAUUACCUGGUCGAAACUUUAUCAAACACCACCUUAGGAGUAACCCAGAUCUAUAUGGUCCAUUCUGGAUCUGUGUGACACUGGUGUUCUCAGUAGCGAUCAGUGGGAACUUGUCCACCUUUCUCAGUGAAAUGGGAGACCCUGCCUACCACUACAGACCACAGUUCCACAGAGUGACGAUAGCUGCAGUAGUGAUCUUCUUGUAUGCCUGGCUGGUGCCAAUUGCUUUAUGGGGUUUCCUGACCUGGCGGCAAGGGGCUGAGAGGCAGAUUGGGGGCUAUUCCUUCCUGGAGACUGUGUGUGUCUAUGGCUAUUCCCUCUUCAUCUAUAUCCCCACCUCGGUUUUGUGGAUCAUACCAUUUGAGUGGUUGCGCUGGACACUGAUCCUGGUUGCCAUGGUGAUCUCUGGCUCAGUCCUGGUCCUCACCUUCUGGCCCGUCGUACGUGACGACACCAAGUUGAUGGCAGUGGCUACAGUUGCAUCCAUAGUGGUUUUGCACACGCUGCUGGCUAUUGGGUGUAAGCUGUACUUCUUCCAGACAGCAGUCCAUGUACCAACACCGGUCCCUACACCCCCUCCGAUUCACAUAACACUGACCACCUAACUCCACUGACCAAUAGGAAAGAGGAGGAGUGUUUGCAGGGAGAAAGGAAAUGAAGGAUCGCUCUGUUGUGUUUGGAGUAACAUGCAGAUAUAAAGCUUUGUACAUUGUGUGAUUUGUUCAAUGCUGGUGUGAUGAAGUGCUGGGAUGGGUGUAUGUAUGGUUGUUUGACUAAUUUAUCCUGACGUGGCUCUGCUGUGACUGAAGAAGCACUUGAUCACUGCAAUAAUUGUACAUUUCUACUGUGAUGUUUCAGGAUGUGGUGCACCGUACCAGUCUAGCAUGGCCUCCUUGAUUUCCCUCAUUUUAUCAGCAAGAUUUAAACACAAUUUCAAAAGAAGAAGACAUAUUACUUAUCAAUAGAAGAGAAAAAGGAGUAAGACUUCUAAAUCAAAUACAAUCAUAAAACCAUGCUAGUACCAAUCAUUCCUUUCUACAAGAUAUCAGAUGGACAACAACAGAGUUCUUCAGCUUAGAGAAAUAAGUUACAGCAGCAUCACAUCAGUACUUGUUAGUUGGAUAAAUUAAUUGUUGGUGUUCAUCAAAAGGUGCAGAUCCAAGAAAGUGAAGACAAAGCACCUUUUAAAACUAAACUUCUCAUGUGAUGUUUGGGAAUGUACUUGUGACCAAAGCUGUCCAGAGGCAGAGUAACCUCAUUUGUGAGGACAGUAAAACUAGGUGCCGCCAUUAUUCUUUUCAUUCUGUUUAUUUGGUGAAGCUGAUGAUUAUUUUUUUGUAUUAAUUGUUUAGUUUAUAAAAGAUAAGGAAAUGGAGAAGAAAUGCCCAAAAAAUAUUGAAUUUACAAUUAAAUAAAUCAGAGAAUCACAUUAACAGCAGACAGUUUGAUUUGUCAUAAUAGGAAAAGCACAGGUGUUACCGAUAACAUUAGCAAACUGAAGCAGCUAAAUUAGCUGUCAUUAAUUUUUUUAUUUACACAUUUCCUACUGUGAAUGUAAAUGUAUUUCACGAAAAAGGCCAAUCGGUAUGAAAUUUGUUGCUGAACGUCACUUUGGUGGUCCCUUGAAUUCUUGUUAAGCUAAGUCAUCAAGUUAAAAUUUACAUUUGUCCAACACUUAGGUUUCUGACCAGAUACCUGCAAAACGUAUCAGCCUCAGCUGUAAUUUGUGUUUAGUGCUAAUUAGCAAAUGUUAGCAUGUUAACAAGCUAAACUAAGUUGAAUGAAAUGGUCAACAUAUACCUGUUAAACAUCAUGUUAGCAAUGCCAUUAAAACAUUUGUUAGUAUGCUGACAUUAGCAUUAGCUCAGUUGUCUUAGUGCAGCCACAGAGCUGCUAGCGUAGCUGUAGACUUUUAGUCUUGUUGCUUGAUAAAUGGCAUGUCGAGUAAUAAUUUUCUAUUAAUCAACUACUUGACUAAUCAUUUCAACACUAAGUGAAACUUUAUCAUAAUUGCACCUCAAACUCACAUUUGAAUGCUGUAAAGCAGGGCUAACAGUUGCUCUCCUCCAGCAGCUGCAGCUUUCAGCAAAUGAUGCAAAAUUUCAAGAGUUAACAAAUCUUCUUGUUCAAAACUCAAAACAUUGUAUCCUGUGAAUGUAUUCCCAUGAAGCAGCCUGCUUCAGUCAGAUGUGGGAACGGAAGCCAAGACAGUAGUGCAAGUUUAUGAAUGUGUUUCAAUGAACUAAGACUGGAUCUGCUGAUGCACCACACCACUUCUACCAGUAAGAAACAUGGAGAGCUCAGGCUCUUCACCUUCACUUACAAAAGGAUUUAAGUUGCAUUUAUGAUUUAUUGUAAAUUGAGGAAUAGGCUUAUGUCUGCAGAACUAUUUAUUCCCUACUGUGAUGUUGUUUAGGGGUUUUUUUGUUAAUAAAUUUAAGAGUCUUA